Molecule: messenger RNA, 1230 nt
Organism: Ornithodoros turicata
Lineage: Eukaryota; Metazoa; Arthropoda; Arachnida; Ixodida; Argasidae
Exons: 7
Coding region: 29-1180 (383 amino acids)
Source: RefSeq, a predicted model, not a curated record
ACCAUCAAGAGCUGAAGAUGCGUCACCGAUGGUAAUUAACGUGUUAUGGCACGGUACAUUUAAGGUCCCCCGAGUGAUUUCCCGUUUUCACAGUCAGCGGCACAACCGGCUCGAAGUCAUUGCUGCCAUGGCUUUACGACCUGUCAUCCUUCUUCUGCUGACAGUAGGAUCACAAUAUCAACAAAGUAUUGUCUCUGCUGGCAGAAGGGCAUCAAGACAGACAGUAAGCUUCCAAGCGGACAUGUACGUCUUGGGAUCGCACCUUGGAGAGCCUGUUCUCGUUGGAACUUCCAAGACUGACAGAGGGUUGCUGAACUGUCAAAUUGCGACAGGAAGGAAAGAAGUCAAUCGUGCUCUAAAAGCAAUUUCCGCGACAGCAUUAAGGACAGUCGCAGCUGGCGAUGUUGUGAGGAUUGACUUGAGUCUGUGCGCAAAUCUGAACCUUCACGCCCUUGCCGACCGACUGAAGCUCCCAAGGGACUCUGGUGCUGUUUACUUGGAUGUGCUCAGAUCGGUCAUUCCUUCCCCCAGACAGGUGCAUCCAGGGGAUAAUGCUGUGUACCUUCAGAACACUACAUUCUACGACUCUCUCCUCGACCCCUGUUCUCCUCGUUCGUUUCUACUUUCCGUACCCCUUGGAUCAUAUAGGUCUAAUUUGAGAUAUGAGGAGGUGAAAAUCAUCUUCGGCCGAACCGACGUGAUCCUAAGUGCCGGCGUCUCUGUGAGAUUGCACCUACCCCUGAAUUGCAGUCAUAUCGUUAACGUCAUGGAGCUGCCAGCGCUUACUGAUCUACACAGAGUUUCGAAACACACGACUGCGAUAUCCUGGAUGUACAGAUAUUUGCUAAUACACGCUGCGCUGGCGGCGAGCAUGAACCUGGAUGCGAAGAGAUUCAACGCGUCUAAGUGUUCAGAUUACCGCAACACACACGAAUUGCAAAAUUCGAUUUCAGCAUUCUCAGCUGGCUUCAAAGAUCUCCUGUGCAUCGUCAAGUAUGUGUCGAGGGUACUCGGCGACAGUUGUUUGUUCGACCAAUGGGAAUGGGAGUGGAGAUGGUGGAAAGUUUGGAAUGAGAGCAGCUGUAGUCGAAGAGGAUUCCUGUACUGCGAGAUUACCGCCAGUGGACUCUCCACUCUUAAUCUGAUGAGGAGCUAUCUUCAGUCUUUGAUGCUUCCGUGAUGCGCGAUGCGAAUAAGAGAUAAUAAAAACACUGAGUCCGUUGUAUUCUA